UUGCUUAUAAAAGCAAAAAAAAAUAAUUUUAUUGUUGCAGUCGCUGAAGAUUUUUAUUCAAGUAUUAUGGUUGUGUUACAAGUACUGAUCGGUUUAUGCUUGAUAGCAUCGUCCUGUUGUACAUCAUGCAAAUGCAAAAUCAAGAAGCAAAAUGAAUGUACCGAUACCGAAGUAUUCCUAACCCAUGAUCCAUAUCAAUGCCAGAGUACAUGUGCCAUGUAUGGAGUCAGUGUUAGUUGUAAGGAGAAUUAUGCUCCAGCUGGUGAUUGCUACUGCAAACCCGAAUUCGCAAGGUAUUACGACUGCGGACCGUGCAUUCCUUUGUGGAGUAAAAUUUGCCAAAAAUUGGGAGAGAACGUGAUUCCAUCCGAGAAGCUAUGUGCAGAAAGGCAAAAUGAACAAUUCAGCGCAUCAGGUGGACGAGGGUGUAGAGACACGUGCAUAGACUAUGACACAAAAGAAUGUAUGCUUACAAUUAUGCCAGUGCCAGCCCCAUACGUUCCCGUGUGCGAAUGCAAAGAAGGCUACGCUCGACUUCCGACUGGUGAAUGUGUUGAGGUCUCUUCAAACGAAUGCUAUGAAUUUUAUAAGCCAACGCCUGAAAGAUGCGCAAAACUAGGAAAGCUGUACAGUCCCUUCGGUUCCGCAUGUCAACAGGGAUGUGACGACUACGACCCAAAAUCGAAUAUGUGCCUACAACCGCAACGUCCGAACCAACAUAUUGCAAAUAAAAUGAUUUUACGUGAAGCAUGCUAUUGUCCAUUAGGAAAAGUGGUGGAUUAUCUGGGAAGAUGUAUCCCAGUAGAAUCAUGUCCCGUAAAACCAAGAGUACUCUGAGGCUGAUUUAUGCCGUCAAAUAAAAGUCUGUUUCGCAAA
This is a messenger RNA of Bradysia coprophila, 876 nucleotides long. RefSeq lists its product as uncharacterized. NCBI's taxonomy places the organism in Eukaryota, Metazoa, Arthropoda, Insecta, Diptera, Sciaridae. The record is from RefSeq and is a predicted model, not a curated record.